Nematostella vectensis (starlet sea anemone) is the source of this 1509-nucleotide messenger RNA. RefSeq names its product UDP-N-acetylglucosamine 1-carboxyvinyltransferase. Gene Ontology annotation, molecular function: UDP-N-acetylglucosamine 1-carboxyvinyltransferase activity. The record is from RefSeq and is a predicted model, not a curated record. Gene Ontology annotation, biological process: UDP-N-acetylgalactosamine biosynthetic process. The transcript is spliced from 3 exons. Bases 90 to 1376 code for a protein of 428 amino acids. NCBI's taxonomy places the organism in Eukaryota, Metazoa, Cnidaria, Anthozoa, Actiniaria, Edwardsiidae.
GUGUUGCAGGCAACAGACGCCGCGACAUCGCCGCGAACGCAAGGACAUUAGAAUUUCUCGCUUUUCAAAACGUUUGCCUUUCUCCAAGCAUGAGUCAGCUGCACGUCAGAGGGGGUUAUCCCCUCAGGGGAACUAUCCGUAUCCCCGGUGCCAAGAACGCAGCAUUGCCUUUGAUGGCCGCGAGCCUUCUGACCACCAAACCAGUCCGUCUCACAAACAUCCCUAAAGUAACCGACGUCAACGCCAUGGCAGUCAUUCUGCAAUCUCAUGGGGUCGCUGUGGAGUGGAGACCGGACGAUAGUCUCGUUCUUGAUGCUCGCAAUGCGCAAGGGAUACCAUCAAUCUCUAGUACGUAUGCGCCGAUUCGUAGCUCUAUUUUCACUCUUGGUCCCGCCAUGGGGAGAUUUGGUGAGGCUAUGAUCCAAGUGCCCGGAGGUUGUCAAAUUAGCCAGGGUGGCCGUCCAAUUGACCUGCAUUUUUACGCAAUGCGCAAGCUAGGAGCCAUCGUGGACGAGGAAAGUGGUCUUGUGAAGACCAAUGGCAAUCGUUUACGCGGAGCACGCAUCACAUUCGACAAGGUGUCCGUCGGCGCAACAAUAAACGCGCUGAUGGCGGCUUGCCUUGUGCAGGGGAAAACGAUUCUCGAAAAUGCGGCCAUGGAAGCAGAAAUCGAUGACUUGGUGUGCAUGCUGCGAAAGAUGGGAGCCCAGAUUGAUAAGAAUCGCGAUACAAAGACAUGGUUUAUCACCGGCGUAAGCAGUCUUCAUGGAGCAGACCACGGAGUGGUGCCGGACCGCAUCGUUGCCGGGACGUAUGCUGUAGCUGCAGUCAUGACAGGAGGAGAAUUAACGUUGACACUUGGCCCUUGCCCUGUCCCUGCCUUGAUGGGAUGCGUGCUGACAUGCCUGAGGGCUGCAGGAGCAGAGGUGAUGGAGUUAGCGGAAGGCAUUAGGGUGCGCGGUGGAAGACGGCCACGCUCAGUGUCAAUCACCACAUCCCCAUACCCUGGGUUUCCCACUGACAUGCAGCCCCAGUGGAUGGCUUUGAUGUGCAUGGCGCAAGGGUCUUGUGAAGUGAAGGAAACGAUUUUCGACCACCGAUUCCAGCAUGUCAAAGAGCUCAGAAAGCUGGGUGCGAAUCUGGAAUGCACAGGCAAGAACGUGGUUCGCGUUCAAGGAGUCGAUCUAUCCUUGAUGCAGCCUUCACUUGUCCAGGCAACGGAUCUUCGUGCCGCUGCAGCUCUACUUCUUGUAGGUUUGGCAAUACCAGGCGAAACCGUUAUUCAGGAUAUUCAUCACCUCGAGCGCGGAUACGAGGAUGUCGUCAGAGUUCUGAGCGCUUGUGGCGCCCGUUUGGAAAAGAAAACCGCCCCUUGAGGAAACCGGAUAAAACGUUCAGUUAGAACAGAGGGCUUGCUUUAGGCUAGGAAAAGUUGAACUUUUAGAUUCUGUGUGCUUAUUAAUCAAAACCAGGAACUGUGUUUUCGUAAAAUAAACAAAAAUUUUGGUA